AUGAAUCGCUUUACGCUUGCUGCGCUCCUUCUGGCUCUUCUCGCCAGUGCUGCUGCUGCUACUGCUGCUACUGCCGCUAGUAGUAGUUCUACUGGCUUCAAGAGCCCUUUUGCGAAAACCAAGACUUACCAAAAGGCGCUCGAAAAAGCUGCUGCUGCUGAAGCUACUGCUGAAGCUGGUAGUAGUGAUGCUAGUAGUGCUGCUGACGAGACUACUUCUGCUAGUACUAGUAGCACUGCUACCGGUAGUGCCGGUACCGGUAGUAGCACUGUUAAGGACGACAAGAUGGAAGAAACGGGCGUUUCGGGAUUUCUGGACGAUUUGGAUGAAUUCGUGGAAAUGCGUACGCUCUGGUUCUACCGUUACUUUGGAAAAUCUCUCAAGCGGAGCAAGAUUGUUGGCACUACUCCGGAGACAACGUGUGAUUACGACGAUCCCGUCAAAAUCAAGUUUUGUCCUCCGGCUCCAGAAGCGCCUCUUCAUUUGCAGUAUCGGGAAAAGCAGAAUCAACAAAAUAAAAACAAAAAAUUCAAAAACAACAAAAACAACAAAAACGAGAAUAACCCUAUCCCUGUCAUUUCACCCCAACUCAUCUCCAAGUGCCUCGACAACCCGGAAGAUCCUGAUUGUCUCCGUUUCUUGGAAGGAUUUGGUUCUGCUCCUCAGCGAGAAGGAGAAGAUGAUCCUGAAGAUGCGGAUGCCGAUGCUGAUGCUGAUGCCGAUGACACUGAUGAACAACCUACUCAAACCAACACUGAUACCAACACCAACAAACUUGACUCCCGCACUGCGGUGGGAAAAGUACCUCCUCGAGGAUCUGCGGCGGCCGAUCCUCCAGGAACACCACAAGCCGACGAAAACGAAAACGACAACGACACGACCAGGGGCGCUUCGGCAAGGGUCGAGCGUAGGCCAGGACAAGAAGAAACAGAAGAAGAAGUCACGGGAGAUUCGGGCGCAAUCACCGAAACGGCAGGAGCUUCUGCAAGAGUGGAUCGCAGGCCUGGAUUCGCUGGCAUUGGGAGAGCCGAACGUCCCGGUGUUUCUGUUGGAGGAGCCAACGGUCUUCAAGGUGGAUCCGCGCUUCGAGCCCAGCAGCGGGGAACCAAUUUUGUUACUACCAUGCCCACCGGAACUUCUGAUUUCUUGGCUACGCAGGAACCGACCAGGGACGAUUGUUAUGGUAACAUGCUUGACGGUCGCUUCUGUACGUCCGAGCAGCCUACCAUCUCCGAAGAACCCACCAUGGUACUCGAACCCACACAGGAAAUUCCCUCUGGCGAAACUGGAUUCACCAAUCACUCGGGAUUGGUCUUUGAAAAUGGAGCCGAAGUCGGAAUCUGUGUCAUUGACGUACACAAUGUCGAUACCACUCCCGAUGCCGAAUUUGGAAUGCCAAUCGAACUUGUUAGUUCUGACGGAGAUACCAUCACCUUUACAUACUCUCAAACUUGGACCAAUCCUCCCAUUGACUACGUUCAUACUGUUUUCAUCACCGGUGAAGAACGCGUCUGUGAGCGGGAUGAGAAAGUCACCAAAGGAAGGACCAGCGAGGAGUUCACGGCGCUCUGUGAUCCUGUUACCAUGGUGGCUUAUGUCUUGAUGAUUGUGGCAGAUUCUUCCUUUGACGAAAACGACUCGGUCCCUUUACCUACCGAGUGUGACAAACAUGGAGAUAUUCAUACUGAACGCAAGUACGGUUACUCAUUCCAGCUUCCUUGUGACUGUUUGGAAGGAGAUAUCGUCAUUGAUUCAUGGAAUGGAUAUGCCUCACUCCUCGAUGAUGAUACCACGGAGGUCAUGAUCUUUGAAAAUGGGGCUUUCGUCGAACGUCCCAAGCCUCUCAUUGAAGAAGUCUCUGGUUAUGGCUCUGCGGAACGCGGUUCCAACCUCUAUCAGAACGGUGCUCGGGUCAGUCGCAACAGUGAUAGUGUCCACGGUUCCGCCUCGGUCAAUCAGGGCCCCUCGGAUGUCCAUGGAAUUGGAAGUGUCAGCCGUGGUCGUGACGAUGUCUCGGGGGCCGUUCAGAUUGGACGUCGCCCCGGUGGCCUACACUAUACCAACGAAGCCGAUCUUGUUCGAGAUAAUCCAGAUCUCUCUGUGGGGGGUCAAGCUCAAGUCUUCAGGCCUGCAACGUCAGUCACUGGUGGUGGUACUGCGCAGAGGCUUCCUGGCAGUGUCCAAGGUGAAGGCUUUCUCACGAAUCCUAACCAAGGUGUUAGUGGCGGAGGAUCGUUGCAGAAACCAGGUCCCGAAAGCGCUGUUGGCGGUGGAUCUGUGGCACGCAAGCCUGACAAGCCCGACAACGCCUUUGGGACUGGUUCUCUCAGUCGUGAAAAUCCCAACGAGGAAGAAAUCGGACAGGGGCAAGUCGCCCGUGAAAGACCUAAGGUGCAAGGCGAAGGAGAGAACGACCGUGACAAUUCGGACGAGGACGCCAUUGGACAGGGGCAAGUCGCCCGCGAAAGACCUGACCAGCAGGGCGGCGGACAAACCGCUCGUGAAAAACCCGAUGAGGAUACCAUUGGACAGGGGCAAGUGAGCCGUGAAAGACCUGACCAGCAAGGCGGCGGACAAACCGCUCGUGAAAAACCCAAUGAGGAUGCCAUUGGACAAGGUCAAGUGAGCCGCGAAAGACCGGACGAACAAGGUGCUGGACAGACUGCUCGUGAAAACCCUGCCCAGGAAAAUGUUGGAAAUGUUGCGCGCGAAAACCCCAACCAGGAAGGUGCUGGACAGAACGGUCGCGAAAAUCCUGCCCAGGAAAAUGUUGGAGAUGUUGACCGUGUUGUGGGUCCCACAGCCAGUCCAACUGGAGAGCCUGAUGUCGCCAACAACGGCGAUAUUGACCGUACCGACAGUCCUACCGCAGCCGCUACCAAUACUGAGUCCACGUCGUUCCCCACUCCAAAUGCAGAGCCUGAUGUUGCCAACAACGGAGAUAUUGACCGUACCGACAGUCCUACGGCAGGAGCUACCAAUACUGAGUCCACGUCGUUCCCCACUCCAAGUGCAGAGCCUGAUGUUGCCAACAACGGAGAUAUUGAGCGUACUGACAGUCCUACUGCAGGAGCUACCAAUACUGAGUCGACGUCGUUCCCCACAGAAGUUGAUACCAAUGCGGAGUCCACCACAAGCCCCACCGAAGGUGCCACUGAUGUGCAGUCCACGACCAGCCCUAGCGGCGGGCCUGAUGUUGGUGAUGCAGGGAGGGUGCAAAAGGUUGGUUCCCCUUCAAGCCCUCCUGUUACGAGCAGCCCAUCGUCAGGCCCCAGUGUGCAGGUCGAUGAGGGCGGCAGUGGUGAAGUGACAAGCCCUUCCGCCACGAGCAGCCCCACGUCACUUCUUGCAACUGUAGUCCCUUCAAGCUCGGAAACUUCGGCGCAAAGCAUCGAUCAACAAGGCACUCCCAGUCCAACUGGCGGUGGCACCGCCAGUCCUUCAAGCUACGGUUCUUCCCAACCAGGAACGGAACAUGUUGAAACUCAGAGCCCAAGCAUUCAGUCCACCACGGUCAGCCCAACAGAAACCAGUCCCAGCCCUUCAACUGCCGCGGUAAAGACCAUGUCACCGUCGGCACCACCGGUUAGCACUGCGAACACCGGAUCCGUGACCUCACGCCCCACAUCUUACCCAACUUCCCUUGGCACAGUUCAUACUGGCCAGGGAACCCAGACACACGAGCCAACCCCUUCUGGUACAGAAACAACACCAGUGAUGCCAAGUCCCACUCCCAGUGCCCAAACAAUUUUGCCAAGUCAAACUAGCCCGACACCAUAUCCUACAUCGCUUGGUACAGUGCACAAUGGCCAGGGAACCCAGACGCACGAGCCAACCCAGUCAGGAACAGAGACAUCCGCACCCCCCACGUCUUCUACAAUAAAUCCAACUGUUCGGACGAAGGCUCCAUCUUCAUCCCCUGUCAGCGCCACUGCCCCAUCCUCGACACCUGUCAGCGCCACUGCCCCAUCAGCAAUCCCUGUCAGUACCACUGCUCCAUCAGCAGCAAGCCCUGUCAGUACCACUCCCAGCCCCUCGUCUGUGACAGUUGCUCCAAGCCCUGGCACUGCGUCUCCGUCAGCUGCCACAACGCGCCCUACCCGUACAUACAUGUGCUACCCUGAAGUUCUGCUUGAUGUUGAUGACUUUGAGGAUGCUGACUCAGAUGAGAGUUGGUCUUCAGGCUCCCUCUACACUUUGAUGGAUGGUGGUAUGGAAACACAUGUAUUGGGGCUACUCGGAAAAGGCAACAGUGAGAUGUCUAAAUCAUUCACUAUCCCAGUGGUAUCUUCUGGUGCAGAACAAACAACAGAAGCAAACGAAGUAAGGAUUGAAUUCACCCUUUACCAGCUGGACAAGUGGACUCCAAAUGACAAGAUGUAUGCUGUUGUCAAUGGAGUUGAAGUUGACCUUGGAGAAAUGGAUGAAUCCAGUAGCAGCCAACUGACCACCAGCAUCCAGAAUGGAAUCACAGUAACCAGGUCCACUCCGACUGAGGGAGCCUUGAUCAAUGAUGGCACCGACGUUGACAAAAAACAUGCAGUCACUCUGACGGUUCCUGCUGACUUAAUUCCAAACAACACAUUGAUGCUAUCGCUGCAAGCUAGCACCUCCAAGAAGCUCGAAAAAGAGAGUGCUGCAAUUGAUGAUUUCAAGGUUUUUGCGUACUAUGACUGUGAAAAGACCAACACACCAACAUCACCCCCUUCUGCCGGCAGCUCCAAGACUACCACCUCAUCCCCAACUCUCAGGAUGGAUGGUACCAAUACUCCCUCUGUUGGUACAGAUACCACUCCAAGCACACAUGUGCCGAGUCGUGAAGGUGGCACCGUGAGCCCUAGCGCAACAUCCACAUCAGUGACAUCCGGAAGCGUUCCUCCCAAGCCGACCCCAGGCAUGGUUGACACCCCCGGACCAACACCCAGUUCUUCUGUAGCCACUUCUAUUCCCUCUGCUGGUUCUACUCCAAGCACAGAUGGACCAACUGGUGAAGGCACAACGCUGAGCCCUACUGUGACAGAUGGAAGUGUUCCUCCCAAGCCUACCUUGGGCAAGGUUGGUACCCCGGUACCAACACCCAGUUCUUCUGAAGCCACUCCGGUUCCGUCUAUUGCUGCAACUUCAAGCACGGCUGGACCCACGGGUGAAGGCAAUACUUUUAGCCCAAGCAUAAGCUCUAAAACAGCAAAUCCAAGCAAGGGUGGUACGGUGAGCCCAACCCUGGGUACAAGGGUUGCCACUCCUCCAAAACUUACGAGUCCCACAAAGAAUACAGCUACCCCAUCUGGGCCCACUGUGACCACUGCAUUACCCACAGUAUACAGCACUCCAACAGCUAGCAAGACAGACGAACCGACUAUUGAGGGGGAUACCCUGAGCCCAACUUCUGGGUCUGAAACGACUCAUUCUCCUUCAAUUGGUAGCACCUCCACAACAUCUGGAAGUGUUCCACCCAAACCCACUCCAGGCAGCACUCUGAGCCCUAGCACAGUUGUCACAACAGAGACCUCUGGUAGUGUUCCACCCAGACCCACCCCGGGAAAGGUUGGCACCCCAGGGCCAACACCCAGUUCUUCUGAAGGCACUCCAGUUCCUUCUAUUGGAUCGACCCCAAGCACAGCUGGACCGACUGGCGAAGGCAGCACUCUGAGCCCAAGCACAACCUCCGCAACAGAGACCACUGGAAGUGUUCCACCCAAACCCACUCCAGGCACCCCGGUUCCAUCUGUUGGUUCGACACCAAGCACGGCUGGUCCCACCGGGGAAGGCAGCACUCUGAGCCCUAGCACAGUUGUCACAACAGAGACCUCUGGUAGUGUUCCACCCAGACCCACCCCGGGAAAGGUUGGCACCCCAGGGCCAACACCCAGUUCUUCUGAAGGCACUCCAGUUCCUUCUAUUGGAUCGACCCCAAGCACAGCUGGACCGACUGGCGAAGGCAGCACUCUGAGCCCAAGCACAACCUCCGCAACAGAGACCACUGGAAGUGUUCCACCCAAACCCACUCCAGGUAAGGUUGGCACCCCUGGGCCAACCCCCAGUUCUUCUGAAGGCACUCCAGUGCCAUCUGUUGUUUCCACCCCAAGCACAGCUGGACCCACCGGCGAAGGCAGCACUCUGAGCCCAAGCACAACCUCCACGACAGAGACCACUGGAAGUGUUCCACCCAAACCCACUCCAGGCAAGGUUGGCACCCCAGGGCCAACACCAGUUCUUCUGAAGGCACCCCGGUUCCAUCUGUUGGUUCGACACCAAGCACGGCUGGUCCCACCGGGGAAGGCAGCAACUCUGAGCCCUAGCACAGUUGUCACAACAGAGACCUCUGGUAGUGUUCCACCCAGACCCACCCCGGGCAAGGUUGGCACCCCUGGGCCAACCCCAGUUCUUCUGAAGGCACUCCAGUGCCAUCUGUUGUUUCCACCCCAAGCACAGCUGGACCCACCGGGCGAAGGCAGCACUCUGAGCCCAAGCACAACCUCCACGACAGAGACCACUGGAAGUGUUCCACCCAAACCCACUCCAGGCAAGGUUGGCACCCCAGGGCCAACACCCAGUUCUUCUGAAGGCACCCCGGUUCCAUCUGUUGGUUCGACACCAAGCACGGCUGGUCCACCGGGGAAGGCAGCACUCUGCGCCCUAGCACAGUUGUCACAACAGAGACCUCUGGUAGUGUUCCACCCAGACCCACCCCGGGCAAGGUGGCACCCCAGGGCCAACACACAGUUCUUCUGA
This is a messenger RNA of Seminavis robusta, 6732 nucleotides long. The record is from the annotation of a GenBank genome assembly. NCBI's taxonomy places the organism in Eukaryota, Bacillariophyta, Bacillariophyceae, Naviculales, Naviculaceae.